This is a messenger RNA of Spirometra erinaceieuropaei, 1946 nucleotides long. The record is from the annotation of a GenBank genome assembly. NCBI's taxonomy places the organism in Eukaryota, Metazoa, Platyhelminthes, Cestoda, Diphyllobothriidea, Diphyllobothriidae.
AUGUACACAGUCGAGGUACGCACAAGGAACAAACCUGCUGAAGGCACUGAAAACGGCGGCGGCAGUUUGGGCAAUCCAGCAAUCCUAGACGUCGAAACCUGGCCGGGCGGUAAGCAUUCUCUUCCUUCAGAACUGUUCAUUUAGUGACUGGAGUCGUCAGCAGUUAGGUCAUUUGGAGACUAGGAAGUUUCCCUAUCAUCUGUUAUAAGAAACGCGACUUUGUCGCGAACAAGAAACAUUACAGCUAGCGCUCAACGCAUCCGCGUAUGCUUUCCAACAUUCAGCAUUCCUUGUUUUCAUCAUGCUCACUCUUGUUCCAUUCUGAGGAACUGACGACUAGAACGCAGGAUCCGUCGGGAGGAUCCGCGUCUCUGAAGCUAGCGCAUUAGGAGAUAGGUCAGUGUACAGGUCACUGCACUUGUGCCUGCCUUUCACACAUGUUGCUGUGAGGAAUAGCCCCAUCACGACUUUUACGACGUCAGUACGCCUACAUGGCCAUUGCGAUUGCAGGCUUGCAGCAAUAAGCUUCCAUAUAUGCAUACUCUUCGGGUAGUAGGAAAUUUGUCGCAGAAACAGAAUCCCCUCGCACUAAUUGCAAAAGUGGACUUUCAUUCCACUAGUUACCUUUACAUCUGAGAAAUAGUACCAUGAUCACAUUUUCGGCGCUACGACUUAGUGGACUGGCUAUCACGCGUAUCAGGAUUGUAGUCAUGACCCCUAGAACAAUGUUUAAUCUAAAUUCGUCAGUAUCUUUGAGUUUUUAACAUUCUGAGAAUAGUCACUGGAGCAGAAAAAUCUCGCGCUGACUUAGGAAAUUUGGUUUUCGUUGGAAUAAACGCACCUGUAGCGUAGAAUAGGAAGGCAUAAUGCUCUUUCCUCACCCGAUCAAAGCUGAAACAUUGCAGUCCAAGAAACCAUGCUGUUAUUGAAUUCAGAAGAAUAUUUGGCGAGCACACAUUUGCUUUCGAUAAAUUCUCGUCAGACCGGUACGUGUAUAUUGAGACGGGGUGAAGUACAACAUGUCAGUAGUUAUUAAAAUCGAUUAAAGUUCGUCUUUUCACACAAGUGCGCGUGAGACUAAUGGGAGAGGGUGGUAAGAUGCAGUGGGUGUCAGGAAGAGUCGUGUCAAGGUGGGAGAAGAGGAUGAGAGGGCAUGGGGAUCGCAUCUAGUUAAUCAACCCAUGGCCACGGUAAACGCGGCGCCUGCACAAGGUUCUUCUGUGCUCAAGAGGCCGGCUUGCAUAAUCUGAUAGCAGCCGCUGCAGUUGUUGCCAGCAGCGGCUUGGGGUAGUUCGGCAAGAUCUUAUCCAUCACAAGGAAAGUUUUGUUAGGAUUCACACGACGCCCGGCGUCAACAGUGUGCGCAAAAUUGCGCCUCUUUCAGGCACGCUGAGAGAUCCGCAUGCAGAAUUCGUAGUGUGUUCCAGUGCGAAAAAAUUGGAUCAAAUUAAGGCAGGGAAGCCACAUUAAUUGGAUUAUAUGCAAUGCCCAAUUUUCUCACAUUUAUUCCCCACUUUAGGCUUCUUCGAACCAAUUAACGAGAAAGGGGAAGUUCUGCCACCUUCAGCGAUAAAGGAGCGCAGGUCGCCACCGCAAGGCCUAACUGGCUCCCUUAAGGAGUACCAUGAUCUACUCAAGAAAGGUGAUGUCCUCGUUCGCUCUGAGUCGGCACCAGGAACCACAAUGAGUCUCGCCUUGACAGAGAUGGAGACCGACGUAAAGUACAAAAUCUACAUGCAGGCCAAGAUUGCCCCCAACAGCCAGGGGAAGGGCGGUCGCUUGGGUCCAGAAGUUUUCAUCAUUGAAACCGCCUUGACUGAAUCAGGUAUGGUGUCUCUUGCAUGUAAACAUACUCCUAAUGCCCUGUAGGAUUAUCUGGCAGAACCAUGAGCAGAAUGUCAUUGCCGACAAAGACAAGGGAAACUGGAAUGGCCAUUUCUGGCUAA